Messenger RNA from Amoebophrya sp. A120, 4024 nucleotides. Lineage: Eukaryota; Dinophyceae; Syndiniales; Amoebophryaceae. The record is from the annotation of a GenBank genome assembly.
AGGAGCUUGUAUUCAGCAUUGAUGUCGAACUAUAGUUUGGAAAAAUUGCAGUUGUAGUUGCAUUUUUGUGUUACGUAGAAGUGCCGUAGGUUUUCAUUCGACUUUUCAUCUUCUCUGGGUCUCAUCGUUUGCGAGGUGCAAGAAAGAGUAGGCGUGAGUUCAGCGACUCCAGUUGCAGUUCAAACAGAAGUAAGUACAGGCAUUUUUAGUGCAAAGGGAAAAUCCAAAUGCAGACUGGAAGUACCAAAAUGGUGUCUCGCCCUGGCUGGCUAAAGAGCGAUGUGCAUCGCCGAGCAGGAGCACGCCUUCGCUACGUGCACUUGAUCUUCUCAUUUUUAUUCCUUCACAGCAGUGGUUUUCUCCGUAUUCUUGAUGCAGUAGCUAAGCGGGUGCAGUCGACUUCCUCCGUCGGAGAGACGCCGGCUGAUAGCACGGUAGCGCAUCGUCCUAUCAAAUGCAAAUAUGUCUGGGUCUAGAAGAAUCCAGGCAUUUUUCUUCAUGCCGUUGUUGCAUCGAUCUGCAGGAAAAAAUGGACACAAAGCCUUACAAAUUCUGUGAAGGAUUUAUUUCUAUGCGUAGUCUCCUGCAUGAGAAGUGUCGUCUUCUGGGACCAAAAAUCGGACAACUUUUGCUGAUUAAGUACUUAUGUAAACGCAUUAGAUUUUAGUUUUACACAGGUUUUGAUCUCUUCCAGAAUCUGCAUCACAAGCUGGCAUUUAGUAAACAGGCCUCGGCACCUGUCUGCAUAUCGGUCGACGUGCGCACUGCUGCGCUACUAGGGUCAAAAUGAAAACUAGGAAUCAAUGAGUACUUAGCCAAAACCAAGCGCGGCUGUGUAGACAAAAUCUGCCGCGUCACAAGUUUGCAUUCUUCCAGACCCAGAGAUACUUAUUUGCACUGCAUAGUUACCGAGACAACAGCUGCAUCGGAUGCAACGCCCGUGCUCAAGAGGAUUGACGUAGGCGAGUGGUUCAGAGUACAUCAUGACACGAUGGCGGAAGCAGACCAAGACUGGAUCAUCGCCCGCAUGAAUAAAGUGUUCGUCCCCGUCACAUCCCACACGGCCACCAGCUACGAGGUGCAAAUGCUCUUUGACACCCUUUCCGGUCCGAACGAGGACGAGGGUCGCCGCGUGACAUUUGGCGCUGACUUGAGACGUGUCCGCAGUGUGGGAAAAUGGAUCCCGCAAAUAGAGCUAGUGGGGAAAGCUGGAAAGAUGGUGUGGACGGGAUCACAAAAAAUGGCCUGCGAAACCUCGUUAGGGACCGGCGGCGAUUACGCCACAGUCCUGUGGACCGACCGCAAUCUCGCGAUGAGAGAGGCCGCUUACAACUUUCGUAUCCAGAAGUCGUGGUCUACUAACCCGCUGAACCAGUCGGAUGGUUCUACGCUAUAUCGCUCCCAAAAUCGCAACCGAAAUUGUGGUUCUUUACCUCGAUCAUGCUUCAAGCCCGGCACCAUUCGAGCCACGACCCCGAGUGUGGGGCGGCUUGGGUUGGAAGUUGCGGCAUACGACACAACCGUCCGCCUGUGGUCUGGUGCCGAGGGUAAGGGAUAGAUUUGAACAAGCAACUUCCGAGGAGGGUGUCUAGUUGCCACCGUGAGGCAGCAAUGGGGCUUCGGUCGGAAGGCAAUCCACGGAAAAGCACUUUGUCGGGGCUUCACUUUAUGACCAGAAUUUUGAUUGUCUGGAAAAGAAAGCCGGACGAGAAAUUGAAUAAUUUUUGGGCUCGCCCGGAAACAGAGCCAAAGCUGCCCCCAGAAACGGUUCCAAAAUUCGCCCGCGGCUCAGCGGAAAAUGCAGAACCAAAACCCCACAUAAAAAUGGUUCGCGAAAUAGAGGGGGAGAAUUUUUUUGAGGCCGUUUUUUUUUUUAUCAGCCGAAAACUUCGGAGGCGACUCGGACAAGUUUUGGGCUGGAUUCCAGGCCAGCAACAUUUUUCGCUUCGUGGCAAAAAAUUAUCUUGCUGUUUUUGCGAUGCCAGCUUGCGCCACGAAAAAAUAUAUUGCGCUCCAGGUACAGGCCAGCUUCUGGGGCGCGCUUCUCGUUUCGGGUGCACGAUUUUUCCACGCCAGCAUUUGGCGCCUUGCGAUCCGUGUGCGCGAAUGUACUCCCGGCCGCGCCCAAAGUGAAGAGUCGCCGCGCCGUAUGGCGCACUAGCGGGCAUGUGGAGCUGACAGCCGGAGGCUUUUCAGCCUGGGGGACAGGCGCGGCCCCUAUGCGGGCGUCCGCGCGGAUUUGGCGCGGGCAGCUUCAGAACCCUUUUUUUUUUGGGGGGUGUUUAGUGUCGUUCUCGGAAAGGGCUGAACAUUCGAAGUAGGGCGCAGCAUUUCGGUUUUUUUUGGUGCAUAUUGUGGAGCAAGCCAUGUGCCAUAUGCUCGAUGUGCACUUUAACCCGCGCAAGUACGUGCUCGACGACGAUGACUUGUUCUCGUGCUCCUCGGAUCCUACUCGGCGGGAUCACGAUGACUAUUUCAAACAUUCCGAAGACUGGUCGUACUGCGUGGACGUCGAGAUUGCAAACGCGAAAUUGCUUCAGAAAUUGGGAAUUUUCGCUUCGCCGUGGAACUUUUUUUCUGCUGACAAUAAUGUUGACUUGGUAAACCACGACCCGAACUUAUCCUGCGCAAAAACGUCCCCACCCCAUGUUCAUAGUCAAGAUCGUGAUGGAAGCUGCGUUUGACAAGUUUCCUAUUGCGCAUGACAAGUUUGUGCCGGCAAUAUUUUUUUACAGGUAAUCGUCUUCGGCUAUUACAGUAAGUUGCAACAUGAAAAAUCGAUCAUCUUCAACAGACUGGUUAUGACUCGAGGAGUAAUGCAAAUUCCAAAACAGCACUACUUCACGGGGUUGCGCAUCAGAGACAUUUUGGACCUGCAGGUUUGCAUGACAGCUCUGGUGGGGUCGAGACAUUUUUACUCAGGGUAGAGCUACGCUGUAGAGUUACCGCGUGCCCGGAAAGUGUAUGUCAGGAGCGUGCGGAAAGGGCGUCCUGAACCCUUGAAGUUCAGGUUCCGUCCUAUGGAUUUCGAGACCGGCAUUGCAGCAAAGCAGGUAGUGGAGCUUCAGUUUUUCAUGCCGGGCUACAUCACGCCUACCUUUGAGAACUUGGAAAGGAGGUUCAACAUGGUCAUUCUGGAUUGUGAAGGCCUGAUUGAGGACGAGCUGCACCGUGAGGGUGUGUACUUCUCCGCCGCCUUCACUGCCCUGGAGCCGGCCGUUGUUGCGUUUCUUGCAAAGGAUGACGUGCUCCUGCAGGCGGGCGGACCCGGACGCGGAGGUGGGGAAAGGGAGCUUCUCGCUCCCCUUUCUGGAACAACCGAUCUGCUGAACCCAGAGUUGAUUUUACGGGUCUUCUAUUGAAAUGAAAAUCGCACCCCCCACCGCCGCCGAAUAAAGUUGGAAAUUUUUCUGAUGCAAAGUUUUCCAUGCAAUAUAGAAACCAAACUUUUCCCGCGCCGGCGAUUGCUGGGGGCCUUUGCAACGCAGUUUAGCGUCAUAAAUUUGUGAUGCUGAAGAUACAUGCUCAUGCAGGAUGUUGGGAGGUGUUUCGCAACACAAAUGCUUCCAAGUUCUGGGGUCGCGGGGGCGUUUUUCACUAUAAUAUCUUCGGGUAUGAACAUACAGAGGGCACGACGACGACGACUACGACGACCGCCGGGACAGUCCAAGGCGGUCGUCGAACUAGAGCUGUAGGGACUACUAGUUCGCCGGUACUACGACGGCCGACGACGCGACGACGCUACGAAGACGGCCGCGAACUAGUAGCUCCUGCAGCGGCCGCUGGUUUUCUCGCGCCGACCACUCGCGGCGAUGACUCCAGGAGCAUCACAGAAAUCGUUUUCCGUAACGAGGACGCUUUAGAUUUGGUUGCCGGAAAGUUCUACCAACUCGUCCGCCCUCUACUCAUCGACCUGUUGAAGCUCAGCGUGUACGACCUGCCGCGGAACGCGCAAGGACGUGCGGUGCUGUUUGAGGGGCCAGAAGGAGCUUUCUUGUUCUCUGGCACGGAGGCCACUCUUCCG